Molecule: messenger RNA, 939 nt
Organism: Diceros bicornis minor
Lineage: Eukaryota; Metazoa; Chordata; Mammalia; Perissodactyla; Rhinocerotidae
Product: olfactory receptor 1J1-like
Exons: 1
Coding region: 1-939 (312 amino acids)
Biological process (GO): G protein-coupled receptor signaling pathway
Cellular component (GO): membrane
Molecular function (GO): olfactory receptor activity; G protein-coupled receptor activity
Source: RefSeq, a predicted model, not a curated record
AUGAGGCCUGAGAACCAGAGCAGCGCGUCUGAGUUCCUCCUCCUGGGGCUCCCCAUCCUGACAGAGCAGCAGGGCAUGUUCUUCACCCUGUUCCUGGGCAUAUAUCUGACCACAGUGCUGGGAAACCUGCUCAUCAUCUUGCUUAUCAGGCUGGACUCUCACCUCCAAACUCCCAUGUACUUUUUCCUCAGCCAUUUGGCUCUCACUGAUGUCUCCUUUUCAUCUGUCACUGUCCCCAAGAUGCUGGUGAACAUGCAGACUCAUUGCCAAUCUAUCACUCACACAGGGUGCAUUUUGCAGGUGUAUUUCUUUAUAAUAUUUGGUUGCCUUGAUAGCUUUCUUCUUGCAGUGAUGGCGUAUGACAGAUACGUGGCCAUCUGUCACUCUCUCCACUACAACAGCAUCAUGAGGGUAGAGCUAUGUGUUUUGUUGGUGAUUGGGUCCUGGGUCCUGUCCUGUGCCAUUGCCCUGUCUCAUACACUCUUACUAGUCCCAUUAUCCUUCUGUGCUAAUAGGACGAUUCCCCAUUUCUUAUGUGACCUUGCCGUCCUGCUCAAGCUCUCCUGCUCAGACACCUCCAUCAAUGAUCUUCUCAUCUUCGUUUUAGGGGGAAUGUCUGUCUUCUUGCCACUGAGUGGCAUCCUGUUCUCUUAUGUCCUUAUUGGGGUCUCUAUUCUGAGGAUCCCCUCUACCAAAAGGUUCUGCAAAACCUUGUCCACAUGUGGCUCCCACCUCUCUGUGGUGUUUAUAUUCUAUGGGACAAUUAUUGGACUAUAUUAUUUUCCAUCAUCUAGCAAUUCAAAGAACAACAUUAUUGCCUCCAUAAUGUACAUGGUCAUCACUCCCAUGCUAAAUCCCUUUAUCUAUAGCCUCAAGAACAAGGACAUGAAAGGGGCCCUGGCAAGACUUAUCAAGAGGGUAAACUCUUGUUAUAAGUGA